CAACCUUGUCUCGUUUUUUCGUGCAAGGCCAAGCAAGUCAGCCCGUAGAGAUCUAGCCAUUCCACUGUGCGCGCAGCAGCCCCGCAGCCUGCGCCGUUCGGAGCCCGGCCCCGCCCGGUGACUGGGGCCCCAAAAAGUAUAGAGCUCCGAGGUGCACACCUCGUCCACGCCGUCGACGCGACAAUCAUGGACGCCGUCUCCCCCGCCUCGACCGUACGAACGCUAGAUGACGAGUUCUCGCCCACCAGCACGAACCGCAGCUUAGAUCAUGAGGCGGCGACCGACGACGAAAACACGCCAACAACCUUGAGGAGGAACGACCUCUCCUUUCACGCCGCCGGCGACGCGCGCGACUGGGAAAGUAGCAUCGCGGCCAUGGAGAGCCAGUCCGAGUCAUGGCAGGACUGCUGCGACUUCCUCAAGGUGCCGUUUGGGCCUCUUUUGCACUGCCUGUCGUUCCUCGAUGGCUCCGGACUCGCUCGCUUAGAAACGGCCUGCCCACCUUUACUAAGAACGCGAGUCUGCGAGUCGGCCUCGAAGGCCACGGUCCUAGCGGCAUUGCGACGAGCCUCGGACAAAGCGCCGGCAGUCGACACGUCCUGGAAGCGCCUCGCGGGCUGGAUCGGCUCGCCUCCCGCCUGGAGGGUACUGCGAGAGCUCCACUGCACGACGAACGGCACCAAGUGGUCUUGGAGAGAGGGCUGGGCGUCGCCGGGCGACUGGCCAGACGUCUCGAAAUGGUUUGGAGUGCGGUGCAAGCGAGGCCGGGUCGUGGGGUUGCGGUUGUUCGACAACGGGUUGUCUGGCGGUCUACCUAGGUCCGUUGGUCGGUUGUCCAACUUACGGGAAUUGUUGUUACAACAUAACUCGUUGACAGGAAUGCUACCGGAGUCGCUCGGUGACCUGAGUAGAUUGGAGGCGUUGGACGUGUCGAACAACAGUUUUGAGGGGGGGCUGGAUGCGAUUGCGCGGUGCAAACGGUUAGAGUACUUGAAUUGUUCGCAGAACAAUUUUACUGGUUCUUUACCGGAUCUCCGGUUAAGCAAGCUCGAGGCUUUUCAUUGUGAUCGGAAUCAACUAUCAGGAUCCUUGCAAGUGUUGGGGCGCCUGCGUUCUCUAGAGGUCCUGAACGCGUCGCGAAACAAUUUUGAAGGCGCGCUGCCGGAUUUGUCGAGAUUGUCGAAGCUGAAAGCCUGCUUCCUCGGCCACAACCGGCUGACGGGGUCUUUGAGGGAUCUUGACAUCGGCGCAUCACUCGUAGAGCUCUACGUCAACGACAAUUCGUUAGAUGUCGAUGAGCUGCCCGCGGCGCUCGCGGCGCUGAACGUGUGCUUCACGGCCGGGAACGGCGUGCCCUAGAGUUUUGAUAAGUGUGGUUUUAC
This is a messenger RNA of Pelagomonas calceolata, 1382 nucleotides long. NCBI's taxonomy places the organism in Eukaryota, Pelagophyceae, Pelagomonadales, Pelagomonadaceae. The record is from the annotation of a GenBank genome assembly.